Messenger RNA from Alternaria alternata, 1416 nucleotides. RefSeq lists its product as hypothetical. NCBI's taxonomy places the organism in Eukaryota, Fungi, Ascomycota, Dothideomycetes, Pleosporales, Pleosporaceae. The transcript has a single exon. Gene Ontology annotation, molecular function: metal ion binding. Bases 274 to 1332 code for a protein of 352 amino acids. The record is from RefSeq and is a predicted model, not a curated record.
CAGGUAUUAUGCUUCUAUAAACGAAAAUAUUCUCUGACUGUCAUCGUACAUUGGCACAGUCUUGGUUUUGUUCAAAACGAAGAUUUCGGGCCGGAAUAAUUGCCAUUCACCUUCACCUUCACUUUCACUUCAACUUCUCAAAGCGGGCAAAGGUACACCUUAGUGUCUUGGCGCACCCACAAACGCGUCAGUAUAAACACUCACUUCUACUAGUAUUUGAAGCGGUACCCAUACCUCGCAAUCCCUGACAGCCCAGCUGUACACAUCUACACAAUGGUCUAUAAAGGGUCCGACAGUUUCUCGCAUGUCCCAAGCGAUCCGCUGAGGGCUUACGAGACUUACGGCGGUGAAUCAAGAAGAUGUAAGUUCGAUGACAACCACUUCUUUCAUGACCACGCGUCGUAUAUAAUACAACGACUGACCGAGACAGCUUCGACAACUUCCAUCGGCAACUCCUACGGACUUCCCCCUUCGCCUGGAAUGGCAUCCGCAUUGUCCUUUGAUACCCCGACACCAGUCACCCCAGCUACUAAGAAACGUAGGCUGGAAGAGCCUGGCGCAGACAUCGACGCCGGCGGACAACACCAAGAGCGGCUACCGUUCAGUGAACCCGACCACAAGACACCCAAGGACUGGCAGAGCUCAUAUCGUGAGGCCAAGCUAGCCUACCUCAACGCGAAGGAAGACACUCUGACGCUGAAGGGUUGCCUUCUCGCGAAGGAUACACAGCUAGUCGAGAAGGAUCAAAAGCUUGUGGAUAAGGAUCGUAUGCUUGUGGAUAAGAAUCAGAAGAUCGUCCAGCUCAGGCAGGAUGCGACUCGCGUCAGAGAGAUCACAAACCAACGUGACAAGACUAUCAACGAGCUCGAGCGCGAAAACCAGUACCUGAAGAUCAAGCUCGCACACGAGCAAGCUGUACACACCCACUUGCACCAGUUCAUCGCCAGCAUGGCCCCAGAGCGCCGCCCUCAUAUACCUUCGCACAUCCCCUCGCUUGAUGCGGCAGUGCGUGACAGCCUUGACUAUCCUCAUCCGGACGCGCCACGCAAGGGUCUCAAGAACUAUCGUCGCUUUCAACCAACUCUUCCAUAUACGGCUGGAAAUGGCAAGGUCGGACCUCAAAAGUACGGCUCCAACGCGUUCUGGGAUCUAGGCUUAUGCCACGAUCACUUUCACACUCCCAAUGUCUGUCAGCAUGGAGUUGCAUGCGAGUAUCGCCAUGGUCUCACAUAUGAAGAGCGCGCGUACAUCCGCUUUUUGACCAAGGGCGAUGAGUUUCUACGCCGUAGCGACGAGGUCAUCAUGCGCAAGACCGCGGGAGGAGCAGCAUAGAUGAAGGGUGGAGGUGAGAUUGGCAUCGGUCGAAGGAUUGGAUGGCUUUUACGAUUGGUAUCAGGCAGGAGACGUACUUAGGGU